GCAGUGAGAUUUUAACUGACUGACUGACUCACUCACUCACUCAGUCACUCACUCACGGCCCCCAUUAACUGCACUUUCUCUUUCUCUCAGUUCCACGAAGCUUUUCGCACAAGCCGUUAUAUAAAAGGACGAAAAAGAACGCCAUGGAAAUUUACAGCGUCCGUAAACCAGUUCAAUCGCGGAAGCAAAUUCAACAGUUGUUCGUCGAGGAACUGGAAAAAAGGAGGAGGAAUUGAUGUGGUAAUGGAUCGGCUGACACCCAAGAUCAGGCAUCUUCUUCUUGCGUGGCUCCACAGAACUCGUUCUGGCCCAAUAUCAUUUAUAAGACAAUUUUCUUACAAGGAUAUAAAGAAAGCGACAGACGAUUUUCACAGGAUAAUUUACAGCAAUUCCCAUGGUUCUGCCUAUAGGGCGAGAUUUAAAGAUGGCAAUAUUGCUCUGGUAAAAGAAGUGACAGGUCUAAGUGAAGGAAAAGAAAUUUUCUACAAGGAAGUGCAGCUUUUGGGACGAUUGCAUCACCGCCAUCUUCUUGCACUUAAGGGGUUUUCCACAGGAGAUAAAAGGUUGCUAGUGUUUGACAAUAUAGAAAAUGGAAGCUUGAAGGAGCACCUAAAUGAUCCUCUUAGGACUCCUUUAAAUUGGAAAACAAGACUACAGAUAGCUGUUGGCGUGACAGCUGCAUUGGAAUACUUACUUUUCUUCGGCGGCCCUCCGGUGUACCGUGUCUCCAUCAGCUCAAGUAAUAUCAUGUUAGAUGAGAACUUCAUUGCAAAGAUCUCUGAUGUCAGCCUUAAGAGUUCUGUUGGAACCUACAUGAAGAUGCCUUCCUCUUGCUCAAAAGAAUGCAUGGAUCAGGAAUGUGGUAACCUAAUAUUUCAGCUCGGCGUUGUGAUCUUGGAGCUAAUAACCGGUCAAUCAUCUAAGCAGGAAGACAGUGAUCUAAUCCAAUGGGAUCAGGGUUCACGCCUCAGCAAUUCCAUCCAUAAGAUGAUAGACCCAGAUCUCGGUAACAACUACGAUUCUAGAGAGCUCAGGAAACUCUAGCCGUAGCAAGAUUGUGUAUAAAAUCUAAGGAUAAGCCACAACAUUUUCUAUUGCACAGAUAUUUCGUUAUCUGCAAAAGAAGGUAGAUGUUCUAUGCGUCUAGUGUUUGCAAUAUGAUAGUUCAUUUUAUACAAUAUUUGAUCGAGAUGGUUACUUCUUUAGUUACAGGAUUUUUAGGCAAAUAUUGUUUUUUCCAAUAAGAUAAUCUUAUGAUUGAUCCAAAA
Messenger RNA from Carica papaya (papaya), 1268 nucleotides. Its product is annotated as Protein kinase superfamily protein. Gene Ontology annotation, molecular function: ATP binding; protein kinase activity. The record is from RefSeq and is a predicted model, not a curated record. Gene Ontology annotation, biological process: protein phosphorylation. Lineage: Eukaryota; Viridiplantae; Streptophyta; Magnoliopsida; Brassicales; Caricaceae. Gene Ontology annotation, cellular component: plasma membrane.